Molecule: messenger RNA, 1137 nt
Organism: Pocillopora meandrina
Lineage: Eukaryota; Metazoa; Cnidaria; Anthozoa; Scleractinia; Pocilloporidae
Source: the annotation of a GenBank genome assembly
UUUGUAAUACAUGGCGGAAUUGACGGCUUCUCGACAAUGAUUGUUUUUUUGAAUUGCAGCACCAAUAACCUGGCAAGUACGGUACUCGAUUGCUUUCUCCAAGCAGUUGAGAGUUUUGGUCUACCUUCAAGAGUACGGUCUGAUAAGGGUGGCGAGAAUGUAGACGUUGCACGUUACAUGUUGAGUCACCCGUUACGCGGACCUGAUAGAGGGAGCCAUAUUGCUGGGCGAAGCGUACAUAACCAAAGAAUAGAACGUCUUUGGAGAGACCUUUUUUGUGGAUGUCUUCAUGUAUACUACAACCUUUUCUAUGCAAUGGAACGUUCUGGAAUGCUUGACGCAUCAAAUGAGCUUCAUUUAUUUACCCUUCACUCUGUGUAUGUUCCAAGAAUUAACCAAACAAUGCAAUUAUUUGCCCAAGGGCAUAACAGGGCUCCCAUCUCUACAGAGAGGGGAAAGAGUCCUCUUCAACUGUGGAUCUCUGGUGCUGUCUCAGCUUCAAAUCGUGGAAUUGAUGAAUUCUGGAGUCAGGUGUGUUUUGAAAAGGGAAGGGUGGGGAGGGAGGGAUAAGGACUUUGCAAGAAUCUGUUAUAGUUUUGAUAUUCAUGCAAUGUUAUAGUGAUUUUCAGACUUGUUUCUCAUGUUAUCCAAUUUGUGGUCGACACAAGUGGAGAAGUACAACCUUUCAGCUUGUUUCCAAAAGUGCAGUCACAAUAAUAGCUCUUACAUGUAAAGUAGCUUGGAGAAUAAAUCUACCUGAGUAAUCUUCAUGAACAAUUUUCUUCCAAGAUUAUGAAGAAACAAUAACAGAUUAAUUGCAAUUUUUUUUAUUAACAAGAAGUACAUCGCAGUAAAUUGGUUCACAACAUGCGUGUGGCAUACAGCCAUCAUGAAAUGUGUUGUUUACAUGUUUUUCAGGGUGACUACUAUGGUGGUCACUGGGAUGGCCCUGCACCAGAUGUUAGCUUAGAUGAUGAAACUCCAGUUGAAGUUCCCAACACAACAAACCCACUGGAACCAGCUCAGUACUCAUCACUCACAAACUUAAUUAACUCUCUACGCAACAGUGAUGAAUAUGGAGUUGACAUCUACCUGGAGGUAAUAACAUUUUUUCAAGAAACAGCAACGAGCAGUUAA